GUACAACUCUGGAAAAAUAAACAUUUCUUGCAAAAUAAACAGGUCAAAAACUUGUCACAACUUAACAAACUGUUUAGAGAACCAAAGGUGUGAAAUUGCAGAUGAGACACUAGCAGAGUACAUCUCUUUUCAAAAAUAAUAAUCAUGAUAACUCAGGAAGCUAUUCAGAAUAAUGUUGGAAUCUCUAAAACAACACAAUACAGUGAAUUUUCAGACAGAAUCAAAGUUAAAAAUAUACCAUUCCUUGGUCGUUUACACAUUGUCCGAGACCGUGAGGGAUACAUGGCAUUAUCUUUUACUACACUUUACUGGAUUUAUGGAACUUUUGUGAAUUUGUUUAUAAUACUUUUACCUCACUAUAAUGAUAAACAGCUUCCCGGAGAACUUGUUUUGUGGUUUGUUUUUCUGUCUAUUAUGUGUAUAAUUUCAUUAUUCAAAGCUUCUACAACAAAUCCAGGACGAGUGCCUCUAGUUGAAGAUUCUCAGAUUGAUAUAAAUCAUUGGGAAGUAUGUAAAACAUGUCGACAAAAACGUCCAAAACGAGCUCAUCACUGCAGACGAUGUAACCAGUGUGUGUUAAGAAUGGAUCAUCAUUGUCCUUGGAUAAAUAACUGUGUAGGAGAAGAGAACCACUGGGCGUUUACACUACUGUUAAUUUAUGCCUUUCUUUUGGGACUUACUGGUUUUGUAAUAGACAUGUUACACUUCUGGUGGUGGCCAAAAUGUGUGACCUGUGAUAAGGAAAGUUUUUUCAUAAAGCACCAGAUCUGGUUUGUGUAUUUAGUGACAGCAUUGGGUGCUGCCAUGGGAGCACUAAUGGGUGGUCAGGUCAUAGUUCAACAUACAAAUAUUCUUUUGAAUCAAACAACAUUAGAAACAAUGGGAUUGAAUCAAUCAAUGGGAUCACAUUCACAUGAUUCAUCAAAAAGUAAUCCAGCUUAUGCACAAUACAAAGACUUAUGUGGCGAUGGUACUCCAUUUUGCUGGCUAUUCCCUUUUGGAAAUCGCAGGGCAGCACAAAAAUACAUAAACACAGUCUAGCAUUUAUUGGAACCUUAAUGAAUUUCUGGCAUUUUAGUGUCUUGGAGUGUAAACUGUAACAUUACAUGCAGCAGUUUAAUUUUUAUUUCAAAUUGAAAUGUUCCACAAUAUUGUUGAAUACACCAGUAUCAUUUUCAGUUCAGUUUGUCAAAAGUUUCACAUGAUAUCUGUAUUUUCUUUGUAACUAGAAAAUAUCGUGCAACUUUGCUAGUUACUUCCAAAUAUAUCAAAAAGCAAUCUUAGAUGACUACUGUCUGUGUCAAAGUGAUACCUGUUUAUGUUAUGGCUGUUAUUUCUAUAAAAAUUACUUAGAAGAGGCGAAAACUGAGUAACCAUAACUCUUUACAAAUAAAAAUAGAUUGUUUCUAAUGGCAACAUGCCAGCAAGUACAGUGGUAGUCCACGGGGCAGGGUUCGAGGGGUAUAUUUUUUUUUGACGAUCAAUGCAUUUGUAUGGGGACAUGUGAUUGUAACACCCCCUCUUUUAUUCUUGGUUGGGAACCCCCUUUUUAAAAGGAAUGGCUGGAUCAGACCCUGAAGUUAUAUUGUAUUUGCUGGUAUAGCUAAACCCUUCCCACUGUUACUAUAAUCGCCAAAAAUUUGUCCUUGCCUAAAAUAAUUAACAACAUUGUAUUCAUGCUGUACAUGUUCCUAGUCCGGAUUUAAAGCAUUUAAUGCUGGAAUAUUACAAGUUUGUAAUGAAAUUGUUUUAUGUACAUUUCCUUUCAUAUUUCAUACAUAUUCUGUGUAUUAAAUCUUCACUUAUUUCUUUAUAAUUUUAUAUAUUUUUUAUUUACAUAUCAAGAAGUUACAAAGCACCAUUUGUUUUUAAAAAAAAAUACUUGGUACCAAGAUUGGUCCUAAGUCAUGAAGAAUUGAGCUUAGUUACAAUCAGUCUUAGUCGUUUGUUUUUUUGUGAAACCCACUUUAGAAAUUUGAUAUGAUUUAUGGUUUAUUUAGUAUUUUGUAUGACUUUAAGAAUGUCUAGCUUAUUAGUUGCUGCUUUGAUCUGUAACAAUCUGUAUUAUGCAAAUAUAACAUUUUAGGUUGUUCUAGUGAUAAAUAUUGGGAAUGUGAUACUCCUUCACAGUAGUUACUGUGUCGUGUGGUAAUAAUUAUGCCUAACUGCUUUUGUCCUUGAUGGACCUUUUUUGGAGGCAGAAUGAUGAGGUGUUGUUUAAGGCUGUUGAUUUAUAAUGUUUUAAGUUAUCCGUUUCAGAAAAAAAGAAAAUACUGAUAGAAUUGUUCAAAAUAGUCCUUCUAUUUUUAUGAUUGACUGAUUGCUGAUUGCUUAAUGCCACAUCUGAACCCUCCAUGUAUAAGUCCUAUAUGUUUUCUGUAUUCUGUUUCUGACAAUUCCUUGGUUGAAAUUAUUAAAAAAAACCUCCAGAGUUUCUGAUAAUAAUGCAUUGGUUCAAUCAAGGAGUGAAUAAAUGCUGGUUAAGAUGGUUAGUUAGUUCAUACUGAAAUAUCUGUGCAAGUAAUUUAAAUACAAACCCUCCAUAUUUGGGUGAUUGUUCAUCAUUCAUUUCUCAUCAAUUUUCCAGAAUUCUUAUUUCAGAUUAAAAAAAAUCUUGUUUACAUUACAUUAUGUAAAAUAAUUACAUCUUAUAGUAAUGCAAAAUCCCAAAGGGAUAAGAGCAAAAUAUCAAAUACAUAUGUCAUUAUGUACAAAUGACUAUUUUGCCUUGUUUUAUAAAAGCAAGUUAAACUUUACUUUUUAUGAAUAUUUUUUGUUUGUUGUUUAUUUUAUUUUUAAGGAUGUAUAUCAAUUGUUAGCAUUAUGAGUUUGUCUUUUUUGAAGAUUAUAACAGGAGAAAAAUUUACUCCUUCGGUUCAUUUUUUUUUGGCAAAAAAAAUAAAAUUGAUAGUUUUCUUGUUGUAAUAUAUAAAAAAUGUUUCUUUGGAAUUUCAUGGAAAAAAUGUUCAAAAGUUUUGGAAAAGAGUUUUGAUGAUGUAAUAUUGCUGAAGUUAAUGAAGUAUAUAGAUGACAAAAUAUGUUGUCAGAGCAUGAUUGAUUAAAAGUGCAUCAUUCUGGUCUUCAGCAGACUAUUGUCUCCACGGUUACGUUAAUUUAUUCAUAAAUUAGAAAUCUCCAAUCAAAGAACUUGUAAUGAUGAUGCACUUUACUUUUCUACAUAAUAAUGGGACAUUUCUUUAAUCUACUCUUCAAAUACACUCUGUAGAAAGGAAAACAAUAGAAAUGAAUGCAAUAUAUCAGUUAUGGAUUUUCUUGUUUAUUAUACAUUUGGUCAAUGCAUAAUAAAAUUAUUGUCAUUGU
Mytilus trossulus (common blue mussel) is the source of this 3321-nucleotide messenger RNA. Its product is annotated as palmitoyltransferase ZDHHC21-like. The coding region runs from base 145 to 1041 and encodes 298 amino acids. Gene Ontology annotation, molecular function: palmitoyltransferase activity. The record is from RefSeq and is a predicted model, not a curated record. Lineage: Eukaryota; Metazoa; Mollusca; Bivalvia; Mytilida; Mytilidae. The transcript has 8 exons.